Molecule: messenger RNA, 983 nt
Organism: Desarmillaria tabescens
Lineage: Eukaryota; Fungi; Basidiomycota; Agaricomycetes; Agaricales; Physalacriaceae
Exons: 1
Coding region: 105-743 (212 amino acids)
Source: RefSeq, a predicted model, not a curated record
CCUGAGCGGUUUAUAUCGGGAAAUGAUUUUAACUUGAAACUCCGACCGAAUUUGGACGCGACUUGGCGAAAUCGGUUUGUGCUCUUGACCAUUAAAACGCGGGCAUGUCCGUGCACCCGCCUGCGUCACCAUUUUCACAACUUCUUCGUCGUUCGCAGUUUGCAUCUUUUGACCCGUCAAUACGACAGACGUACUUGUCACCGGCGCCCCACGCUAAUCGUGGCGAUUGGGGUCUCAAACGUCCCAUCCCUAUUCGACGCAGAAAUGCUUACAUCACCUUAGCAGCACCCUACGAGGCGCGUCAGCAGUUCACGGAAUGGACUCGUGGAGAAUCGCAAGUGCGGUUUAUCCGCCGCUUCGAAGAGAUGGAUACCUUGCCUAGGAUGGCGCCUUCGUCGUCGUGGGCCCAGAAUCAGAGCUCGAAGACCCUGACUGAGUGGAUGGUGGAUUCCGAGUUUGGGACCAUGGAAGAACGGCCGGAAGCUACGGAGGGAUGGACGAAGAAGGAAAAGUCGGAGAAGGCGAGGGAUUUCUCCAAGACGCCAUUCGACGAGGACCUGGCUGGUCUAGGACGCAGAGGGCCAGGCGCAUACGGAGCCAACGCAAAGCCAGAGCAAUUAACGAACUUCAGUCCAAAUUUCAUGGCCAUGACUCCAAAGGAAUUCGAAGCGAUACCUCAAAAAGCUACGCGCCCUGCGUCCCGCUUUCGUCGAGUUCGUCGAGAACGCCAAGCAGCAGGAUGAACGUCUCAAAAAUAAAACUCUUUACGAGCUUGCGCAGAAGGGUGAGGCGCCCCGGCCGAACAACGUGAACGUCGCUACGGUACCCCUUCCUUCGCUAUCCGUGAAGUACCAGCCCGAAUUUGCACCGGAGGUUCAUCGAAGCAAUCACCCACUGACGAGUUCACAGAUCGCGAUGCUCGUAAAAUCGAGCCGCAGCCACAUCCUAACGGAGGCUUACUCUACGCCCAUCCCACCCAGCUC